Molecule: messenger RNA, 372 nt
Organism: Ipomoea nil (Japanese morning glory)
Lineage: Eukaryota; Viridiplantae; Streptophyta; Magnoliopsida; Solanales; Convolvulaceae
Product: U1 small nuclear ribonucleoprotein C-like
Exons: 1
Coding region: 1-372 (123 amino acids)
Source: RefSeq, a predicted model, not a curated record
AUGGCUUUUCGGUUUUCACUGAAGGUUUUCUCUCUGGUAUGCGUAGUCUUUGUGACAACAAUAACUAGCUAUAACGAAGCUCGUAUCCUCAAAGAAGAGAGUGAUGAUAUGGUUCAAGACAAAUUACCGAUUCUCCCACCUCUCCCUUUUCCUAUUCCGCCUUUUCCAUUCCCAUUACCAAAUGUUCCUGGCCUUCCCCCUCUCCCUUCAUUGCCAUUACCACCUGGGUUUCCUAAUAUUCCAGGUCUUCCCCCUUUGCCUUCAUUGCCAUUUCCACCCUUUGGCCCUGCAGGGUUUCCCAAUAAAUAUUCCAGGGCUUCUUCCCCCUAUCCCUUCAUUGACACUAUUCCCACCCCGCCCCCAAGCUCCUAA